Knipowitschia caucasica is the source of this 288-nucleotide messenger RNA. The record is from the annotation of a GenBank genome assembly. NCBI's taxonomy places the organism in Eukaryota, Metazoa, Chordata, Actinopteri, Gobiiformes, Gobiidae.
AUGAAGGAGGAGGAGGAGGAGGAGGAGGAGGAGGAGGAGGAGGAGGAGGAGGAGGAGGAGUUAAAGACCAAAGGAGUGAACCACCUCCUCAUCAACAGAAGACCAGGAGAUGAACCACCUCCUCAUCAACAGAAGACCAAGGAGAUGAACCACCUCCUCAUCAACAGAAACCAAGGAGAUGAACCACCUCCUCAUCAUCAGAAGACCAAGGAGUAUGAACCACCUCCUCUUCAACAGAAGAACAAGGAGGAUGAACCACCUCCUCAUCAACAGAAGACCAAGGGAUGA